AUGUGGGUCGGCACCACCGUAGAUGUCGUCCUUGUAGUAGAUGGUCUUGGUGUGAGAACGGUGAAUUCGCAAUCCCAUCAGAUUUCCAAGACGCGGGAGUAUCACUUUGAAAGUUGGGCGGAAUCCAUCUUCCUUCAAUCCCUGGAUGACCGUGUAGAGGUGUUUGAGAAUGGUGUUGUCGAAUUGAGGCGAGAUGCUACCGUUGUUGGCGCUGAUCAUGCUUUGACCGAGACUGGAUGCGGAUGUCGAGAGGUUGGUGUCGAUGGCGACGAGUAUGACGAUGACGAUGGCGAGGGAAGUGGCGAUGUUGAUGAGAGCAAGUUUUGUUUGCUACCGGAUGAUGAUGAUCCGAGCUUGUGGAAUGCACUUGCCAGGGAGAGAGGAUUGGUGGGUGGAGGUGGUUGUCCGAUGGGCGACGACAUUGCCGACGACGUAUUGGAGAGCGGCGAUGUAGGUAGUGAUGACGAAGAGCUUGAGAGUGUCGGAGAGUUCAAACUGCUGUUCAAACUCAGACUUGUAAAUGAAGGCGAUGAGAGUGUUGGUGUGUUUGGUGCCGAUGAAUUCAUUAAAUGUAUUUGUGAGAGAUUCAACGAAGUAGGUGUAUUUUUAAUGAAGUUAUUUGAUUGUUGA
Heterostelium album PN500 is the source of this 630-nucleotide messenger RNA. RefSeq lists its product as uncharacterized. NCBI's taxonomy places the organism in Eukaryota, Evosea, Eumycetozoa, Acytosteliales, Acytosteliaceae. The transcript has 3 exons. Bases 1 to 630 code for a protein of 209 amino acids. The record is from RefSeq and is a predicted model, not a curated record.